Triticum aestivum (bread wheat) is the source of this 864-nucleotide messenger RNA. RefSeq names its product skin secretory protein xP2. The record is from RefSeq and is a predicted model, not a curated record. Bases 1 to 864 code for a protein of 287 amino acids. Lineage: Eukaryota; Viridiplantae; Streptophyta; Magnoliopsida; Poales; Poaceae. The transcript is spliced from 7 exons.
AUGGCCGAUCAGGGCGACGGAGGGGCUCCGGCUCCGGCGGCGCCGGCGCCGGCCGUUGUGCUGGGAGCACAGCCGGAAGAACCUGCCGGGGAUGCAGGCGUGGAGGAGCCGCUGGAAGUGCUGGAUGCUCCCGUGCUGGAUGCUCCGGUGCCAGUGGUUGGUGAAGGCGGGGAGGACCCGCAGGAAGAAGAGGCCUUGGAUGGAGGUGACAAUCAGGCGCCGGCUCUGGAUGAAGGAGUGGUGGACCUGCUGACGGAGCUCGUGGAACUGGAUGAACCCGAGCCGGAGGAUGUGGACGAGUCAGCUGUUCGCAACCUGAUGGACGAACUGGCGCAAGGGGAGCCCAAGAAACGGAAAAUCGACUACACGCUGGUCACACAAGGACCGACGACUGCUGGCGGAUCCGGUGCCGGUGUUGCAACCCUCCCCAAGGCAGGCCCUUCUAUGUCGAUCUACACGAUGCCUUCCAUGGUGCCGCCGGCCGGAGCAGCUCCUCCCGUGAUCAUCCCGGGCCUGCCUUUCGUGGGAGUGCCACCUGUGGGAGCUGGCGGGAGGCCACGAUUACCAGUGCUGGCUACCGGCCCUGGUACCGGGGCGUUACAGCCGUGUCCCUCCUGCCACACAGCAAUCAGGCAGCCAAACCAGGCUCGCUUGGGCAUGCCCCCACCCAAUCGUCCAAACCCGCACUUCUGCUUGUGCCUGCGGUGCCAGGAAUGGCUGGAACGGAGGAUUCAUUACUGCGAGAUAUGCCGUGAUUUCUAUGCGAUGAACCCAGGUUUGAGGAGCAAAGAAGAAGCAAGUUUUAAUCUGCUAUGUAGAUCAAAUUCUUAUGGAAACGCUAAAAAUCUGAUGUCGGAUUUUUAG